ACCGGGAACAUUUACUGACACAAGAGAGAGAAAAAAAAGUCCGAGCAGCACAACCAGAGGAUUAUACUUGGAGGAACUCCUAAGCGUGCUUCACCGGACCCUUUUUCCAGUUUAUUAAGCGAGUGUUGCGGGACUGAAGGAAUUGGGAGACUCUUGUGAAGUGUGUUAUCUUGGAGACCUCUCUGCUCUUGUGAAUAUCCCCUGCGAAAUGCAAACGUUUGGGAAACCCUAGAAAAUGGGGGAAUUGCUCUGCCGCUUCUGAGGCACGACGGUGAAAGGCAGCGACGUGAAUUCCCAAGGGAUUGUCUUGUUUUCUCCAUGGAUCUUGAUGUAGGUGUCGCCCGAUGACCGCGUGAGCUCUUAGCCAAUCAGCAGCAGCGUCAGGACCAGAGGAGAGAGCGCCAACCGCCAGAUCAUGGACCGCACUUCCAGAUGGGUGUCGCCCCGCGCCGUGGGAGCCCUGCACCUCCUGCUGCUAGCCAGACUGGUGCUGCCGUCCCACACCGAAAGCAUGCCCAGCUUCAUCAAGUCCCCCGAUGACCAGAUAGGGAUUUCGGGAGGAGUGGCGUCGUUCGUAUGCCAGGCGGUCGGCGAGCCCAAACCUCGCAUCACCUGGAUGAAGAAGGGGAAGAAAGUCAGCUCUCAGCGCUUUGAGGUGAUCGAGUUUGAUGACGGCUCGGGCUCGGUGCUGCGGAUUCAGCCCCUGAGGACGCACCGGGACGAAGCCAUCUACGAGUGCACCGCCACCAACAGCGUGGGAGAGAUCAACACCAGCGCCAAGCUCACCGUUCUGGAGGAGGACCAGAUCCCACAUGGCUUCCCCACCAUAGAUAUGGGCCCUCAGCUGAAGGUAGUGGAGAGGACUCGCACUGCCACCAUGCUGUGUGCCGCCAGUGGAAACCCAGACCCGGAGAUCUCCUGGUUCAAAGACUUCCUGCCUGUGGACAUCAACAGCAGCAACGGGCGGAUAAAACAGCUCCGCUCAGGAGCGCUUCAGAUUGAGAACAGCGAGGAGUCGGACCAGGGCAAGUACGAGUGCGUGGCGGUCAACAGCGCCGGGACUCGCUACUCGGCUCCGGCUAACCUUUACGUUCGAGUUCGCCGUGUGCCUCCCCGCUUCUCCAUCCCCCCCACCAAUCACGAGGUGAUGCCCGGCGGCAGCGUCAACCUGACCUGCGUGGCGGUCGGCGCUCCCAUGCCGUACGUGAAGUGGAUGAGCGGCGUGGAGGAGCUGACCAAGGAGGAGGAGAUGCCCGUGGGCCGCAACGUGCUGGAGCUCACCAACAUCCGCCAGUCGGCCAACUACACCUGCGUGGCCAUUUCCUCCCUCGGCAUGAUCGAGACCACCGCCCAGAUCACAGUCAAAGCCUUGCCCAAGCCGCCCGCUUCCCUCAUCGUGACAGAAACCACAGCCACCAGCGUCACCCUGACCUGGGACUCGGGCAACGCAGAACCCGUGUCCUACUACGUGAUCCAGUACCGCUCCAAGCUGUCCGACAACGGCUUCCAGGAAGUAGAUGGGGUCGCCACCACCCGAUACAGCAUCGGUGGCCUCAGCCCCUUCUCCGAGUAUGAGUUUCGUGUCAUGGCUGUCAACAACAUCGGCCGUGGCCCUCCCAGCGGCACCGUCGACACCCGCACCAGCGAGCAGGCGCCCUCCUCGCCCCCCCUACACGUCCAGGCUCGCAUGCUGAGCUCCAGCACCAUGCUGGUCCAGUGGGAGCCUCCGGAGGAGCCCAACGGGCAGAUCAGAGGCUACCGGGUCUACUACAGCUCCGAGCACGACGCCCCGCUCAGCGCCUGGCAGAAACACAACACAGACGACAGCCGGCUCACCACCAUCUCAGGCCUGACCACAGACAUCACCUACAGCCUGAGGGUGCUGGGCUUCACCUCUGUCGGCGAUGGGCCUCCUUCUGACGUGCUGCAGGUCAAGACGCAGCAAGGAGUUCCAGCUCAGCCGUCUGGUUUCGAGGCGGAGGCCGAGCUGGACUCGCGCAUCAUGCUGUCGUGGCUUUGGCCCGUCCAGGACCCCAUCAUCAGCUUUGAACUGGUGUACUGGGAGGCCAACAACGCCGGGGACAAGCAUCGUGUCACUUUCAACCCAGCAGGCUCCUACGCUGUUGACGGUCUGAAGCCGGAUACCCUCUACAUGUUCUCCCUGGCAGCGCGGUCGGACAUGGGUUUAGGAGUCUUUACUCAGGCCAUCGAGGCCCGGACAGCCCAGUCCACCCCAUCGGCCCCUCCCCAGGAGGUGCGUUUGCUGAGCCUCAGCUCCACCAGCAUCCAGGUGAGUUGGGUGGCGCCCCCUGCAGGCAGCCGCCAUGGGGACAUAGUGCGCUACUCCCUGGCCUACCAGGCGCUAACAGGGGAAGACACGGAGCGACACCAAGUGUCAGGAAUUGGUGCCAAUGUGACCAGCUACGUGCUGGACGACCUGGAGAAGUGGACUGAGUAUGAGGUGUGGGUGAGGGCGCACACUGAUGUGGGGCCUGGCCCAGAGAGCCCCGCUGCCCGCAUCCGAACCAAGGAGGAUGUGCCCGGAGCUCCUCCCAGGAAGGUGGAGGCCGAGGCUCUGAACUCCACGGCCCUCAGGGUGAGCUGGAAGCCUCCUCUGUCUGUGAAGCAGCACGGCCAGAUCAGAGGCUACCAGCUGGUCUACUCCAGGCUGGAGAACGGGGAGCCUCACGGCCAGCCGCUCAUCGUGGAUGUUUCCCUCCCCGAAGCCCAGUGGAGUGAUGAGGACUCGACGGACUACGAGGCCAUCAUAACCGGUCUGCUUCCAGAGACCACCUACUCUGUGACUGUGGCUGCUUAUACCACCAAGGGGGAUGGAGCGCGCAGCAAGGCCAAGGUGGUCACCACAACAGGAGCAGUUCCUGGAAAGCCCACCAUGAUGAUCAGCACCACCAUCGGGAACACGGCCCUCAUCCAGUGGCAGCCCCCCAAGGAGAUGGUGGGGGAGCACAUGGGAUACCAGCUGCAGUUCAAGAGAGCCGAGGAGGAGGCCUUCACCGUCAAAGACUUCAAGAAGCACGACGACCACUUCACCGUCACCGGGCUGCACAAGGGCGCCACCUACAUCUUCAAGCUGUGCGCCAAAAACCGCGCGGGCAACGGGGAGGAGUACGUGAAGGAGAUCACCACGCCCGACGACAUUCCCAGCAGCUACCCCCAGAAUCUGACCGUGGUGGGUCUGACCACCACCUCCACCAAGCUGUCCUGGGACCCGCCUCCCCUGGCCGAGAGGAACGGCAGGAUCGUCCAGUACGUCGUCGUGUACCGGGACAUCAACAGCCAGCAGAACAAGACCAACAGCACCACGGAGACGCACAUGACCAUCCAGGGUUUGCAGCCCGACACCACCUACGACAUCCGGGUCCGAGCUUUCACCAGCAAGGGAGGGGGACCCAUCAGCCCCAGCAUCCAGAGUCGGACCAUGUCCACCUCCAUGCCAGAGUUCACCAAAAACUUUGGUGUGAAAGCCGUGAUGAAAACCUCCGUGUUGCUGACUUGGGAAGUGCCAGAAACCUUCAAAUCUCAAGUGCCUUUCAAGAUCCUGUACAACCAGCAGAGCGUGGAGGUGCACGGCAACCUGAAGAGGAAGCUGAUCACGCGGCUGCAGCCCGACACAGAUUACUCCUUCGUGCUGAUGAGUCGGGGGAACAGCGCCGGCGGCCUCCAGCAGCAGGUCUCCAUCCGCACCGCCCCGGACCUGCUCAAGACCAAACCGGCUCGAUACCAGCACGACCCGGAGGAGGGAGGCAAACUCACCAUCCGCCUGCCCCGGGUCCCAGCGGGCACCCCAGUCAGGUGGUACUACAUCGUGGUGGUUCCUGUCACCCCGGCUUCUCUGAGGAGGUGGGAGAACCCUGAGGAUAUGGAUAUUGAUGAGCUGCUGGAGGCCGGCGCCGGCAGCAGCCUGAACAGAAAGAGGAGGCAGACCCAGGACUUCCUGCAGCCCUACAUCGCCGCCAAGCUGGACGUCCUGCCUGAGAUCUUCACGCUGGGCGACGAGAAGAAAUACAACGGCUACUACAACAAGCCGCUCCCCGGGCAGCAGCAGUACCGCUGCUUCGUCCUGGCCGACCUGAAGAACCACGAGUCGCAGAGGACGUUUGCAGCCAGCCCGUACUCCGACCCCAUCACGGUGAAGCUCCACAGCGGAAUGGCUCGGCACACCGAGGACCCGGAGAUGCUGUGGGUGAUGGGUCCAGUGCUGGCCGUGGUCCUCAUCAUCAUCAUCGUCAUCGCUAUCCUGCUCUUUAAGAGCAAACAAGAAAGGAAACGAGCUUCUCCUUCAGCCAAGGACGAGCACAUGGCGGGGGUCAAGGACUCGCUGCUGGCCCACUCCUCCGACCCCGUGGAGAUGAGAAGACUCAACUAUCAGACACAAGGGAUGAGGGAGCAUCCUCCCAUCUCUACCUGCGACCUGGCAGACCACAUAGAGCGACUCAAGGCCAACGACGGCUUGCACUUCUCUCAGGAGUAUGAGUCCAUUGAUCCAGGGCAGCAGUUCACAUGGGAGCACUCCAACCUGGAGGUCAACAAGCCAAAGAAUCGCUAUGCAAACGUUAUCGCCUACGACCACUCCAGGGUGAUCCUCACGCCUGUAGACGGCGUUCCAGGCAGCGACUACAUCAACGCCAACUACAUCGACGGCUACAGGAAGCAGAACGCCUACAUCGCCACCCAGGGGCCGCUGCCGGAAACGCUGAGCGACUUCUGGAGGAUGGUGUGGGAGCAGCGGACCAGCACCAUCGUCAUGAUGACCCGCCUAGAGGAGAAGUCACGGGUGAAGUGUGACCAGUACUGGCCCAGUCGAGGCACAGAGACAUACGGGAUGAUCCAGGUGACCAUGUUGGACACGGUGGAGCUGGCCACCUACAGCGUGCGCACCUUCGCCCUCUAUAAGAACGGCUCCAGUGAGAAGAGGGAGGUCAGACAGUUCCAGUUCAUGGCCUGGCCUGACCACGGCGUGCCUGAGUAUCCCACCCCAACACUGGCCUUUCUGCGCAGAGUGAAGGCCUGCAACCCCCCAGACGCCGGGCCCAUGGUGGUCCACUGCAGUGCCGGUGUGGGCCGGACGGGCUGCUUCAUCGUCAUCGAAGCCAUGCUAGAGAGGAUGAAACACGAGAAGUCCGUGGACAUUUACGGCCACGUGACGUGUAUGCGAGCCCAGAGGAACUACAUGGUCCAGACGGAGGACCAGUACAUCUUCAUCCACGAGGCGCUGAUGGAGGCCGCAACAUGCGGCAACACAGAGGUCCCCGCCCGCAACCUGUACGCCCACAUCCAGAAACUGACCCAGAUCCCUCCCGGAGACACCGUCACCGCCAUGGAGCUGGAGUUCAAGAAACUGGCCAACUCUAAAGCACAUACCUCAAGAUUCAUCAGUGCCAACCUGCCGUGUAACAAAUUCAAGAACCGACUGGUGAACAUCAUGCCUUUCGAGUCCACCCGUGUCUGCCUGCAGCCAAUCAGAGGAGUCGAGGGCUCCGACUACAUCAACGCCAGUUUCAUUGAUGGAUACAGGCAACAGAAAGCAUACAUGGCCACCCAGGGCCCGUUACCCGAGACCACAGAGGACUUCUGGAGAAUGUUAUGGGAGCACAACUCCACCAUCGUAGUCAUGCUCACCAAACUCCGUGAGAUGGGACGGGAAAAGUGCCAUCAGUACUGGCCUGCUGAGCGCUCCGCUCGGUACCAGUACUUUGUUGUGGACCCCAUGGCCGAGUACAACAUGCCUCAGUACAUCCUGAGAGAGUUCAAGGUCACAGACGCCAGGGAUGGUCAGUCAAGGACCAUCAGGCAGUUUCAGUUCACCGACUGGCCGGAGCAAGGUGUGCCAAAAACCGGGGAGGGCUUCAUCGACUUCAUUGGCCAAGUUCAUAAAACCAAGGAGCAGUUCGGGCAAGAUGGACCAAUCACUGUGCACUGCAGUGCCGGUGUGGGUCGGACCGGUGUGUUCAUCACGCUGAGCAUCGUGCUGGAGAGGAUGAGGUACGAGGGCGUGGUCGACCUCUUCCAGACCGUCAAGACUCUGAGAACUCAGAGACCAGCCAUGGUGCAGACGGAGGAUCAGUACCAGCUGUGCUACCGGGCUGCCCUGGAGUACCUGGGAAGCUUUGAUCACUAUGCAACAUAACCCCACCUGCAGAGGAGUCGGGUGUCCCUCUGAGCCAUAUCCACUCUGCUCCAUCAGUCCCGAGGAGCCGGGACCCGCAGGACUGAUGAGGAGGUGAUGCCAGGAGGACGCAGGGGAGGUGACAGGAGAGGAGAAGAGGAACGACAGCACAUCUCUGCCUGGAUGGGCUCCUCCUGGACUCGUACCACGAACCUGCUCUGGACCCGACGCCAAAACCUCCCCAAACCGCCCCUUGCCCCCCGCCCCGCCCCCGCCAGACUGUCAGUAUGCCUCAUCCUCAUUCUCUGACUGAAUACUCCCAUUUCUCCCUGAUUUCUGCCUCCUCCUACUAGCAAAAAUUAUUUUUUUCUGCUCUUUUCAUUUAUAUGCAUUAUUACUAUGUUGCUAUGAAUAUUUAGAAUUUAUUUUGUAAUCAUUUACACUGGUUAUUAUACGUCUUAAUGGGUCUUAUUUUGAAAUUUACUUAUCUUCUUUUUUAUUUUAUUUUAUUUUAUUUUUUGUAUUAGCACAAAGGACAUGUAUUUUCAACAUGCUCCGAGUUAUUAAUACUGGAGAGCGCCUACUCAGAGCUGCUAAUGAUUUUAUUUUCUACCAUAGAUAUGAUAUUAUAAUGUUAUCAUUACUCAGUUGGUCUUCUUUAGUGGGACAUGUGGGACAAAGUUUUACAAGUCUUUCGACUUCCUGUCUUGAUAUCCAACAGAAUGAUUAUAUCUACCAAACAGAUCAAACAAAUAAACAGAUAAAGUUUGUGAACUAUUAAAUAAACCUAUGGCUAUAAACACGCAUAGACUAUUGACAUUUGAAAAGCUACUUCCAUGUACAGAUUCUGAGUUUCUUGUCCAUAACUGUUGAGUAAUUUUUCUCAAUGCCUGUUGUUCAAAGACCUUCAGACUCACAGCAAAAGAAAUAUUAAACUCCUGGGAAGGCUGUGUGUCCUGCAGGAGCAGCAGCACAGCUGUCAUCUCCCUCGCUGACAUGGACUCAGGUACAGUAGACGAAACACAAACAGCCUGUUAUCUCCAAAUUUCAGGAAAUGAGCACAAUGCCUUAAAAUGCAAAUAUGUGCUGCUGCGAGCGUGAAAAGGUGAGAGGAAUACGUUUUCCCACCGUGAAACGAGUAUGUGAAGGAGACGCGGUGCUGAGGGUGUGGUGAAAUGUGUGGAGGUCAGGUGUGUGUGUGUGUGUGUGUGUGUGUGUGUGUGUAUAUACCAAGGAAAGUCAUGUUCUGUUGUUUCUGCUAUGUCGGUUAUGCUCUAAUGUUUUCGCAUUUAGAAGAAAAGAAGGUAGAAAAUCUCGGAAGUAACUGAGCAAAAUAUGUUUAGGUCCCAGCACAGGCCUGAUUUCAUACCCACAAACUAACAACAGGCAACCAACAUAAAAUCAAAACCAAACACAGGAGACUGUGGUUCGUCUGGUUUUC
Messenger RNA from Myripristis murdjan (pinecone soldierfish), 7568 nucleotides. It is a transcript of the gene ptprfa, whose product is annotated as protein tyrosine phosphatase receptor type Fa. The record is from RefSeq and is a predicted model, not a curated record. Gene Ontology annotation, molecular function: protein binding; protein tyrosine phosphatase activity. Gene Ontology annotation, biological process: protein dephosphorylation. Bases 416 to 6148 code for a protein of 1910 amino acids. Lineage: Eukaryota; Metazoa; Chordata; Actinopteri; Holocentriformes; Holocentridae. The transcript is spliced from 35 exons.